Messenger RNA from Actinia tenebrosa (Australian red waratah sea anemone), 1150 nucleotides. RefSeq names its product solute carrier family 25 member 44. Gene Ontology annotation, molecular function: branched-chain amino acid transmembrane transporter activity. Gene Ontology annotation, cellular component: mitochondrion. Gene Ontology annotation, biological process: branched-chain amino acid transport; branched-chain amino acid catabolic process; transmembrane transport. Lineage: Eukaryota; Metazoa; Cnidaria; Anthozoa; Actiniaria; Actiniidae. The record is from RefSeq and is a predicted model, not a curated record.
ACAAAAUGGCAGUCAUUCGAUUACAUAUUUGGAUUUAAAAAAAAUUAAAAUAAUGGUUAAGCUUUCUUCCGAUUUCUACGAAUUUGACAGAACUAAAUUUCAAGAUGCCUGAACACGUUAAACACAUUGAAUGGCAUGAUCUCGACAAACGGAAGUUUUACUUUUUUGGACCUACUUUGUUUCUUGGUAUUCGGACAGUUUUGUAUCCAGCAAAUUUAGURAAAACUCGACUUCAAGUUCAGCGAAAUAAUGCACUUUAUAAUGGCUCUAUGGACGCGUUUGUUAAAGUAGCCCGUACUGAAGGAAUUCGAGGUCUUUAUAAAGGGUUUAUGGUGAGCUGUUUCGGUCUUUUCGCAGGACAAUGUUACAUAACGACAUAUGAACUAGUUCGAGCAAGAACUUCGGAAUACAGCACCGUCAUUCGAGGAUUUUUAGCCGGUGGUUGUGCUUCUGUUAUCGGCCAGACAAUAACUGUACCCGUCGAUGUAGUGUCUCAAAAACUCAUGAUCCAAGGACAAGGAAAUCAUUCUGUAAAACUGAAAAAUUCCAAGACAAUUGUGAAAGAAAUUAUUUUAAGUCGUGGCCCUAUUGGCUUGUACAAGGGGUACUUAGCUUCUCUUAUGACAUAUGCUCCCACCAGUGCCAUAUGGUGGGCUUCCUAUGGUGUUUAUACUGGGCUUAUAGGCAGUAUAGUGCCAGCUGGUACAUAUCAUAUACUUGUUUUAGCCCCGUCRGGGGUAAUGGCUGGUGUCACUGCCGCCUGCAUGACAAAUCCUUUGGAUAUUGUUCGAACAAGAUUACAGGUUGAAGGAGGGAACUCCAUGCUACUAACAUUCAAAUCAUUGAUUCAAGAAGAAGGGUUAGCAGCCUUGGCUAAAGGACUGUCAGCAAGAGUCUUAUCCAUGGCACCAUCAAGCUUUAUGGUAGUUUUAGCUUAUGAAACAGUUAAGAGGUUAAGUCUGAAGGAAGAAGAAAAGAAUGCCUUAGUGGAAGAGGAGCUAUAUUUAGAAUGCACUUGUUAAUUUUUACUCGGGAGGAGACAGAAAGUUGGUUAUGAACUACCUUGGGGGAAGGAAGAGAGAAGGAAUGAAAGAAAUUAAAGAAAAGAGUAAAACAAAGAAAAUUUUAAAACAGUCUCCUUGACCUUGGG